AUGAACGAUUAUGAUCUCUAUGGCAUCAAAAUUGCUAUGAAUGAUGGUUUGAUGGUCUUCGUCGAUAACCUGAAUGCAGCCUGGUAUACUGUACCAGUAUUUCUUAAUACUCAGAUCAUUUGUAUCAUCCAUUUUAAUGAGACAACGUGUAAUUUUGUCUAUAGUGUUGUUGUUCCAAUCUCUAAUAUCAGUUCAUUCGUUUAUAAUUGCAUUGAUUUACAAGGACGAAAUGUUAUCGGCUUAUUCGAGAGCAACGCAACGUGCUCGUUUUAUUUAAGCAAUGAAAAAAUUGUGUCCAACUAUUCAACACAAAACAAUUUUAUCAUUAGUAUUAACGGAGACAAUACGGCUAUCUAUGGUUUUGCUGAUGAUUUCUUAUUCUAUUACGAAUUGAACUCAACAUUUCAACUAACCGUUUGGCCAAACUCCUUAAACAUUUCCCCACGGGCAGCAGAUAUCGGUGCCAAUAACGAUUAUGCUGUUGUAGUUGGCUAUUGUCAAUUGGCAUCAGCUUAUGCAGUUGAUUGUGGCUUCAUCGUAUCAUUAAAUAGAUCCUUGUCUUGUCCUAAUAGUACACAUGCAUUUUCUAUGAUUAAUUCCAAUCAAUUUGCUUACUCCGAUCCUCGCAUCAGUCAAUAUCUCACGAAUAGUCGCGAUUAUUCGGCGCGGACCGUUAUGUCUGUGAGUAUUGCCUGGCGCACUCGAUUGGUCUUAAUCGGUGUUCAAUCAUUCAAUAUGGUUUUGUUAUAUUCGUUGGAUGAUCCUAUGAAUCCGAUCGGCACUCGUCAAAAUGGAAUUGAACUGAUGGGCUUUGGUAAAACUGUGGCAUGGUUAGAUGAUCAAGGUGAAAAGGCAGUGAUUCUUGCCAAUAGUUAUACAUAUUCUACUUAUCAAUGGAUCUCGUCGUUCGUGCAUAUUUAUGAUAUUCAAUCGGACGGAUUCUCAGACAGCACACAACCGGUUCUUAUCUAUCCUAAUAGCCAGCAAAUUCUUUUUCAGUGGAUGAUACCACAGUUCAUUCGUUUGGUUUGUUCAUCACAUGGUCACUUGGCCAUUUUCGAUGAUUUGGGUAUUCCAGCUAUUAUCUACUCGACACCAUCGGGUACCUAUCCGAACACAAAUUCAACAUAUUUUACAUCCAAUACUGUCCCUUGUAUUCUUGGCACCUAUCGUAACUAUACCGGAAUUGAACUGUGUAUACCAUGUACCAAUGGCACAUACGCCUAUUCAAAUAGUUGUUCACCUUGUACAUUGCCAGAUUCAUUUUGCCCAUAUGGAGCGGUAGAAGAAAUUUCCUAUUCAACAUUCGAAUCGAUUGAACAGGAUCAAGAUUAUCCUGAGUCACCUGAAAAUACUGUUUUUGAUGAUAUAUUGAUGCAAAACAUGUUUAGUUUCAAUACACAGUCCGGUCAUUGUGCACUCGUCUCGCCCAUAACCUGGGUACUUCUGGUCAUUGGACUUGGAGUUAUUCUAGCAGGUGGUAUGUUUAUUCAUGAGCUAUGGGCUGGUGGCCUUGGAUCAGCAGCAGUUAUUGUUAUAGUCAUUUCGGCCUACAGUUUUUCCAAUCAAUACUUGCAUCAAUAUCCAAUUCAACAAGUUACAAGUGACAGUUCAUUUGCAUGUGAUGUCACAUUGCGAAAUGCAAAAUUUAGUACAACAAUGCAAAUGACAUCAAGUUCAAGUAAUUCUACUAAACAAAAUCAAGUCAUCUUCAAUAUGCUGAACUCGCAAUCAAUUACGUUGAACGUUGAUCUUAUUCAAACAGCAUUCAUUUGUAAUGAUUCUCUUAUCGUGCAACGCGUUGUUGGUUCUAAACUGACACUAUUACCAAUAUCGGCAUGUGAAACAAGUCAUAACGGUAGUAUACUAUCGUUGGCCAUUGCACUUCCAACACAAAAAGUUGGCAUUCAACUCAUAUUGCCGGGAUCAAGAACUGUUGGUGCCAUUCGUUUGGGAUUGAGUGGACCUUCGAUGAUCAGUACUGAUAAAAGGUCGACACUCCUAGAACUCAAUUUUUCAUCGGCUUUUGUUCCUCCUUCAUCCGAUGAAGCUCUUGCGCCAUCUACUAGCUUCGCCAUUGGAUUAACUGCAAUUGUUAAUCAAACAGAUCCAUUGAAUAGUGCCGAUUGGCCGAUUUUCAGUGCCAUUUGGUCAUCGUCGUUUGAUGUCAUAACCGAUGAACUCUUUACUGUCGAAAAUAGAUACACUUUCUUUCAGCGAAGUCAAACCAAUAUUAGCAUUACAAUUCAAAAGUCGAUAUAUUAUGUGAACAAUCAACAAGAACCAAUUGCUCGGCAAACUGAAAUUAUAUUUCACAAUCUUCUCUUUACAAUUGUCGUCUUGGAGUUAUUCUGUCUGCUGUUUCUAAUUAACAAAUUAUUGAUUUCGCCUCUGUAUCACAACAUAAGUAGUCUUCUACAUUAUUUGUCGAAAAAAAAUCGAGUUGAUGCGAACGGAAACAAAUUGCCCAUGGCUAUUAUCGAGAAAUUCAAUCGUCCAAUAAUUAGAAAAGCAAUUCCGUCGACAAAACCUCGUCAUUGA
Rotaria socialis is the source of this 2541-nucleotide messenger RNA. NCBI's taxonomy places the organism in Eukaryota, Metazoa, Rotifera, Eurotatoria, Philodinida, Philodinidae. The record is from the annotation of a GenBank genome assembly.